AUGCCGUCCGCACCAGCGCCCGGGCCUCUGGCUCUGCUGGACACCACAGCCUCUCUGGUCCUCUGCACAGAAGGGUUUGCCAGAAGGAAGAGGACCUCCCUGUGGUUUGUGGGCUCUCUGCUCCUGGUGUCUGCCCUCAUACUGACCAUCGGUCUUGCUGCCACCACCAGGACGGAGAACGUGACCGUGGGAGGCUACUACCCAGGCAUCAUCCUGGGCUUUGGCUCUUUCCUGGGAAUCCUUGGCAUCAACCUGGUGGAGAACAGAAGACAGAUGCUGGUGGCCGCCAUUGUGUUCAUCAGCUUUGGUGUGGUCGCAGCCUUCUGCUGUGCUGUCGUCGACGGCGUGUUUGCUGCACAGCACAUUGAACCACGGCCCCUCAGUGCAGGAAGAUGCCAGUUCUACUCUAGUGGGGCAGGGUACCUGUAUGACGUCUACCAGACAGAGGUCACCUGCUACUCUUUCAAUGGCAAGUGCCAACUGAAGGUGAGGAGCAACACCUGCUACUGCUGCGACCUCUACACCUGCGAGAGCGCAGAGCCCUCGCCCACCUACUACGAGUUUGUGGGAGUGCGUAGUUGCCAGGACGUGGUCCACCUCUACCGGCUGCUCUGGGUCUCGAUGGUGCUCAACGUCUUGGGCCUGUGUGUGGGCAUCAUCACAGCCGCAGUCCUGGGGGCCUUCAAGGACAUGGUCCCUCUCUCCCAGACGGCCUACGGUCCACCUCCUCCACCUCAGAUCCUCUACAACCCUGCCCAGCAGAUCUUGGCCUACACAGGCUUCUGUCCAUCGCCCCCCACGGUGCCAACCUGCUCGUCCUACCCACUGCCCCUUCAGCCCUCCGGCAUCCUUUUGGCCUCAGCCUCCACUGACCUCCAUCUACCCGAGGACACGCAGCCUCCCUCUCAGGGCUCCCACCACGGGCCUCCAGCCAACGCUCCAACACCCUGCGGGCCAGCCUACUUCCUCCCUGGGGAGAAGCCACCCCCCUACGCACCCUGA
Molecule: messenger RNA, 1002 nt
Organism: Marmota flaviventris (yellow-bellied marmot)
Lineage: Eukaryota; Metazoa; Chordata; Mammalia; Rodentia; Sciuridae
Source: RefSeq, a predicted model, not a curated record